GAUUUCACAGGUCUCUCCAAGUUAGUACCUGAGAAGAUGAUGAUCACACAUAUGUGUCAUUUCUACAUUACCAGACUUGGGCUUCUUUUUCUGAUUAAUAUUCUCCCUGGAACGACUGGCCAAGGGGAAUCAAGACGACAAGAACCUGGGGACUUUGUAAAGCAAGAUAUUGGCGGACUCUCUCCUAAGCAUGCCCCAGAUAUUCCUGAUGACAGCACUGACAACAUCACUAUUUUCACUAGAAUCUUGGAUCGUCUUCUGGAUGGUUAUGAUAACCGACUGAGACCUGGACUUGGAGAUGCUGUGACUGAAGUGAAGACUGACAUCUAUGUGACCAGUUUUGGCCCUGUGUCUGACACGGACAUGGAGUACACCAUUGAUGUAUUUUUUAGACAGACAUGGCAUGAUGAGAGACUGAAAUUUGAUGGACCCAUGAAGAUCCUUCCACUGAACAAUCUCCUGGCUAGUAAGAUCUGGACUCCUGACACCUUCUUUCAUAAUGGCAAGAAAUCAGUGGCUCAUAAUAUGACCACACCGAACAAGCUGCUCAGACUGGUAGACAAUGGAACCCUUCUCUAUACAAUGAGAUUAACAAUUCAUGCUGAGUGUCCUAUGCAUUUGGAAGAUUUUCCCAUGGAUGUGCAUGCCUGUCCACUGAAGUUUGGAAGCUAUGCCUAUACAACAGCUGAAGUGGUUUAUUCUUGGACUCUUGGGAAGAACAAAUCUGUGGAAGUGGCACAGGAUGGUUCUCGCUUGAAUCAGUAUGACCUAUUGGGCCAUGUUGUUGGGACAGAGAUAAUUCGGUCAAGUACAGGAGAAUAUGUUGUCAUGACAACCCAUUUUCAUCUCAAGCGAAAAAUUGGCUACUUUGUAAUCCAGACCUACUUGCCAUGUAUCAUGACUGUGAUUCUGUCACAAGUGUCUUUUUGGCUCAACAGAGAGUCUGUCCCUGCCCGCACAGUCUUUGGUGUCACCACUGUUCUCACCAUGACCACCUUGAGUAUCAGUGCCAGAAACUCCUUACCUAAAGUGGCAUAUGCGACGGCCAUGGACUGGUUCAUAGCCGUCUGUUAUGCCUUUGUAUUUUCUGCACUGAUUGAAUUUGCCACUGUCAACUACUUUACCAAGCGGAGUUGGGCUUGGGAAGGCAAGAAGGUACCAGAAGCCCUGGAAAUGAAGAAGAAAACACCAGCAGCACCAACAAAGAAAACAAGCACCACCUUCAACAUUGUGGGGACCACCUAUCCCAUCAACCUGGCCAAGGACACUGAGUUCUCCACCAUCUCCAAGGGCGCCACUCCCAGUGCCUCCUCAACUCCGACAAUUAUUGCUUCACCCAAGGCUACCUAUGUGCAGGACAGCCCUGCUGAGACGAAGACCUACAACAGUGUCAGCAAGGUUGACAAAAUUUCCCGCAUCAUCUUUCCUGUGCUCUUUGCCAUAUUCAAUCUGGUCUAUUGGGCCACAUAUGUGAACCGGGAGUCAGCGAUCAAGGGCAUGAUCCGCAAACAGUAGAUAGUGGUGGUGGCCCGGCAACCAGAGCACUGCAUACCCCAUGAAGCAUCCAGGCAUCUAAACCCCUGGGCUCCCC
Molecule: messenger RNA, 1591 nt
Organism: Urocitellus parryii (Arctic ground squirrel)
Lineage: Eukaryota; Metazoa; Chordata; Mammalia; Rodentia; Sciuridae
Gene: Gabra3
Product: gamma-aminobutyric acid type A receptor subunit alpha3
Biological process (GO): chloride transport; gamma-aminobutyric acid signaling pathway; monoatomic ion transmembrane transport
Cellular component (GO): membrane
Molecular function (GO): GABA-A receptor activity; extracellular ligand-gated monoatomic ion channel activity
Source: RefSeq, a predicted model, not a curated record